AUGGACGACAAGAUUCGCGAGACCUCCCAAGUCGAUGAGGCCAACGGCAACUUCGAUCGAUCGUGGAGAGAGGAACAAUGGGGCGAUCGAAAGUUGAGUGUCGCCGCACACGAUUAUGCUCGAGACGAGAAGGAAAUGACUGUUCGACAAGCCCUAGUGGCGUACAGGAAGGCUAUCCUCUGGUGCCUUGCCAUAUCUACCUGCGUCAUCAUGGAGGGUUACGAUACCAAUCUUCUUGGAAACUUCUACGCAUACCCAUCUUUUCAGAUCAAGUACGGUGACUAUGUAGGGGUCACUAAGCAGACACCGACUGGUUACUCGUUGACAGCUGCCUGGCAGACUGGUUUGGGUCAAGGUGCAGGCUGCGGAUCAAUCAUCGGUACGAUCCUUAAUGGCUGGCUUGUUGCUGCCUUCGGUCCUCGCAAAGUACUUCUCUAUACUCUUUGUGUCAUGAGCUGCUUCCUCUUUAUCGUCUUCUUUGCUCCUUCGAAACAAGUUCUCCUAGUUGGCCAGAUCUUGCUCGGUUUCGAAUGGGGAAUCUUCGCUACCACAGCCCCUGCGUACGCAUCGGAGGUCCUCCCUGUUCAGAUCCGCGUCUACUUCACUUCUUACACCAACAUGUGCUUUAUCAUUGGCCAAUUUAUCAGUGCCGGAAUCCUCAGAGGGCUAGUGAGUCGCAGAGAUCAAUGGGGCUACCGCAUCCCAUACUCUCUCCAAUGGGCCUGGCCAAUUGUCCUGAUUCCCUUGAUAUUCUUUGCACCAGAGUCACCAUAUCAUCUGGUUCGACACAACAGGCUGGAGGAGGCGGAAAAGUCUAUCCGUCGCCUGCAAACGCCAUCUCCGAUGCUGGACCCCAAGCGAACAUUGGCACAGAUUGUCUACACCAAUAAUCUCGAAGAACAGCUCUCUGUUGGCACUACAUACUGGGACUGUUUUAAAGGCUUUGAGCUGCGACGCACUGAAAUCGCAUGUGUUGUCUUUGGAGGUCAGCUGGUAUGCGGUCUGUGCUUCGCUUACGCAUCCACAUAUUUCUUCCAGCAAGUCGGUCUGGACACGGAUGCUGCAUACUCGCUGGGUCUAGGUGCCAAUGCUCUAGCCCUUUUUGCCUGCUUUUGUAACUGGUUUCUGCUUAUGCCUUACUUUGGCCGAAGAACUGUCUACGUUUGGGGCAUGGCUGCCAUGGCCAUUGAGUUGUGCAUCAUUGGAAUCCUCAACCCAUGGACAAACAAAACAUCCGUCGGAUGGGCGCAAGCCAUCAUGACUUUAGUAUGGACCUUUACAUUCCAACUAUCUGCAGGACAACUAGGUUGGGCUCUCCCUGCGGAGAUUGGCUCCACACGUCUCAGACAAAAGACCGUCUGUCUAGCUCGCAACGUGUCUAAUAUUACUGGUGUCAUUGGUGGUACACUCGAAAACUAUUUCAUGAAUCCUAACGCGUGGAAUCUUCAGGGGUAUACAGGAUUUGUCUGGGGUGGAUGUGCAUGGUUGGUCUUUGUUUGGGCGUAUUUCAGACUUCCGGAGACAAAAGACCGAACAUUCCAUGAGCUCGAUAUCUUGUUCGCCAAGAGAUUGCCGGCUCGCAAGUUUGCCACCACUGUCAUUGAUGAAUUCGACGAGCAUCAGCAAAAUCAACUCGCAGAGCAGUACUCCACUGCCGGCCAGCCACCUCGACGACCAUCUGUUCUCCCAUCAGUCACGAACGUCCUCGCAUCUCAUGGGCGUGCGGAAGAUGCUGCAGCUCAGCGCCGAGCUAGUCUUGUCACAAUUACACAGGAGUCUCGUCGACCCUCUAUCGCACCUGCGGUCACUGAGUAUCUGAAAACGCGUUGA
Messenger RNA from Exophiala aquamarina CBS 119918, 1830 nucleotides. RefSeq lists its product as uncharacterized. The transcript is spliced from 7 exons. The record is from RefSeq and is a predicted model, not a curated record. Gene Ontology annotation, cellular component: membrane. Gene Ontology annotation, molecular function: carbohydrate:proton symporter activity. Gene Ontology annotation, biological process: transmembrane transport; carbohydrate transport. The coding region runs from base 1 to 1830 and encodes 609 amino acids. Lineage: Eukaryota; Fungi; Ascomycota; Eurotiomycetes; Chaetothyriales; Herpotrichiellaceae.